AUGGAUGUUCGCGAGAAGCGACCUAUCCCAAGGAUCCUGUUAGCACCCCGAGCGUCUUCAAACCCUUCCACGUCUUUGUCCAAGGAAGAACAGUCUCCCAUGGCAACGGCCUACACCAGUUUCAGAGAAUGGGCGUGCAAAAGCCUAGACUCUGGCGUGCCGAGAGAGCUCAUCUUUGGCUCCGAGACAGUCGAAGUCGACCUCUUCUUCCGUUCCCGGGAGACUACCGACCCUCACACUGUCUCGACCUGGGCGAGCGAGUAUUUCCGUGCCUUGACAAACAUUGACAUCUUUGGCUGUCUGGCUGGCAUAUUCAACUUUGACCGUUUCAUGCGUUGGAUUAUAGCACCAUCGGCAGAGACGUACGCAAGAAUCCCUCCUGGCCAGCGCCCGACACCUUGUCAGAGACUAGUACCGCAUCAUCCAGCAUCGGGCUUGCCUGUUCUGCCUGAGUUACGUGACGGCUUGAUUUACGAUUUACGGGACUACAUCCUCGCAAGCCAAUCGUACGGUACAACCAUCAACUGGAACAUGGGCCUACAGGAGGCUGUCGACAUGGAUGCUGUGACAGGGAACAUGACCAUCUCAAACGCUUUCGCCGAGCAUGUAUGGCAUCUCGAGAACUGGAGAUUCAGCGCCGGCUUUGCAGCAGUGUUCCCCGAGCUCCGCCGUCGCUACCGCAUCUUGCCUGGUUUCUCCGUACCUGUGAGUAAUGUGAAUGUGCAGGAGCUACUGGACAAACGGGAUAGGAUAAUCCGUGGUAUCAAAGAGGAGGACAUUUGA
Exophiala xenobiotica is the source of this 783-nucleotide messenger RNA. RefSeq lists its product as uncharacterized. The record is from RefSeq and is a predicted model, not a curated record. NCBI's taxonomy places the organism in Eukaryota, Fungi, Ascomycota, Eurotiomycetes, Chaetothyriales, Herpotrichiellaceae. The transcript is spliced from 3 exons. The coding region runs from base 1 to 783 and encodes 260 amino acids.